This is a messenger RNA of Gekko japonicus, 425 nucleotides long. RefSeq names its product titin-like. The annotation marks the transcript as partial. The transcript has 2 exons. Gene Ontology annotation, cellular component: axon; plasma membrane. NCBI's taxonomy places the organism in Eukaryota, Metazoa, Chordata, Lepidosauria, Squamata, Gekkonidae. Gene Ontology annotation, biological process: axon guidance; homophilic cell-cell adhesion; dendrite self-avoidance. Gene Ontology annotation, molecular function: cell-cell adhesion mediator activity. The record is from RefSeq and is a predicted model, not a curated record.
UGUGCAAGCCUCAUACAUUGAUAAUGUUGCAACUCUUCACCUGUUGCAAACAGAGAUGAGUCACACUGGGCAGUACUCUUGCACUGCUACCAAUCCUGUUGGAACGGCCACAUCUAGUGCCAGACUCACAGUCUCAGAACCUAAACAAGCUCCCUUGUUUGAUAUCACACCGGAAUCCAAAGAUGUUCCAGUUGGAGAAAGUGUUGACUUUGAGUGUCAUGUGACUGGAGCCCAACCAAUACAUGUUUCCUGGGCAAAAGAUGGCCGAGAGAUCCGUACAGGAGGGAACUAUGCAAUUACAUUUGCAGCAAACACAGCCUGUUUAAGGAUUAUGAGAGUAGGCAAAGGAGACUCUGGUCAAUAUACCUGCCAAGCUAGCAAUGAUGUUGGAAAAGACUUUUGCUCUGCUCAGCUUAACGUGAAAG